GACGAUUGGUUCAUAAGAGCCUCGACGCGGUUGUUUCUAUUUCCUUGGCUUUUCUUUCCUUUCUAGAGAAGGCGGUACUAUUAUGAUGGUCGUGAUUUUGGUUGUGUUAUUCAAGUGAUCAAGCUUGGUAUUUGGCCAGGAGAAAGCUGAGUAACAUAUGCUCGCGAGAGAAACUAUUAUGGCCCAAUUUUCGAGCCCAAAACGCUCUAAUGAUUCUACCGUACCAACCCUGAACGAAAACCAUGUUCAAUCCCCAGCCCAAUUCUCUCCGAUUCGCACCGCGAGCGACCAUGCAGAUGAUGGAUUCGAAGAGAAUAACUCUAACAACCAGGCAAAGCCUUCGCAACAACGUGAAAGCAACAACUAUGAUAAUACCCCUCUAGGAAUAUCCAGAAUCUUCUCCACGAAAACCAGCGACGGAGAGCGAGAAAAAGAUGAUGACUGGGCGGAGAUCCAGCGGCUAAUGUCACGAAUGUUCGGGCGCGAGAGACAGGAACAGUCGGAAGAGGAAAAGACUCGACAUGUUGGCGUUGUAUGGAAGAAUCUUUCAGUGAAAGGCGUUGGAUUGGGCGCUGCGCUUCAGCCAUCGGUUGGGGAUGUGUUUCUCGGACUCCCGAGGUUAGUGAAAGGGUUACUUACGCGAGGACGAAAGGGGGCGACGACGAGGGCGCCGGUAAAGACCAUCUUGCAUGAUUUUACGGGUUGUGUAAGACCGGGAGAAAUGCUCCUCGUUCUCGGUAGGCCUGGCUCGGGAUGCUCGACAUUUUUGAAAACUAUUGGAAACCAGAGGGCCGGGUAUGAGAGUAUUGAAGGGGACGUUUCGUAUGGAGGAACAGACCCUAAGACUAUGGCUCAGCAGUUUAGAUCUGAAGUCUCGUAUAACCCCGAGGAUGAUUUACACUACGCCACUCUCACGGUUAAACAGACUCUAUCAUUUGCUCUGCAAACUCGAACCCCCGCAAAAGAAUCACGUAAUCCAGGAGAAAGCAGGAAAGACUACCAAAAGACCUUUCUUGCCGCUAUAUCAAAGCUAUUUUGGAUAGAGCAUACCAUGGACACAAAAGUCGGAAACGAGCUAAUCCAUGGCAUAUCUGGCGGUGAAAAAAAGCGCGUGUCUAUCGCCGAAGCGAUGAUCACCAAGGCGAGUACUCAAUGCUGGGACAACUCGACCCGCGGCCUUGAUGCAAGCACAGCUUUAGAAUAUGUCCAGAGCUUGCGGAGCCUGACGAACAUGGCCCGUGUUUCAACUUUGGUUGCUUUGUAUCAGGCCGCGGAAGGUCUUUAUAAAUUAUUUGACAAAGUUGUGUUGAUUGAAGAAGGACGCUGUGCCUAUUUCGGUCGAACAGACCAGGCUAGAGCAUACUUUGAGAGUCUAGGCUUUCAAUGUCCUCCGCGUUGGACAUCCCCGGACUUCCUGACAUCUAUCAGUGAUCCGCAUGCCAGGAGAGUCAAAUCUGGUUGGGAAGAGCGAAUUCCACGCACGGCGGAGGAAUUUGAAAAGGCAUAUCUCAAUAGUCAGGUUCGUAAAGAUGCUAUCCAGGACAUUAACGAUUUUGAGCAGAAGCUUGAGAAACAGCAACAUGAACGAGAAGCUGCUCGCGGCAAGAUCAAGCAAAAAAACUUCACACUUCCAUUUCACAAGCAAGUACUAGCUCUUACACGACGCCAGUUCUUGGUUAUGGUAGGCGAUAGACAAUCUCUCUAUGGAAAAUGGUGCAUGUUAUUGUUCGAAGCCCUGAUUGUCGGGAGCCUCUUUUACAAUCUUCCACCAACAAGUUCCGGUGUUUUCCCCAGAGGCGGUGUUAUGUUCUUUUUGCUUCUUUUCAAUUCCCUGUUGGCUCUUGCAGAGCUCACUUCAACCUUCGGCAGUCGGCCAAUAUUGAUGAAGCACAAAAGCUUCUCGUUUUAUCGACCUUCUGCUUAUGCUCUCGCUCAAGUAGUCGUUGACGUGCCCCUAGUCUUCAUCCAAGUUGUCAUGUUCGAUAUAGUCGUAUAUUUUAUGGCAAAUCUAUCACGGACGCCAUCACAGUUCUUCAUUAGUGUGCUAUUUUUGUUUACGCUGACUAUGACGAUAUACUCAUUUUUUCGAAGUCUUGGUGCACUUUGUUCGACUCUUGACGUCGCUACUCGAAUCACUGGAGUUGCCUUGCAAGCAUUAAUCGUUUACACUGGAUACCUUAUACCUCCAUGGAAAAUGCAUCCCUGGCUAAAAUGGCUGAUGUGGAUCAAUCCAGUCCAGUAUGCAUUCGAGGCGCUAAUGAGUAACGAAUUUUACAACCUAAAUAUCCAGUGUACUCCACCAUAUCUGGUUCCUGAAGGCCCAAACACCAGUCCACAGCAUCAAAGCUGUUUAAUUCAGGGAAGUCAGCCGGAUCAAACGGUUGUCAGAGGUUCAAAUUACAUAGAAGCAGCAUACACGUACUCCCGAUCUCAUCUGUGGCGGAAUUUGGGCAUUAUUAUUGCCUGGUUCAUAUUAUUUGUUACUUUGACAAUGAUCGGUAUGGAGUUGCAAAGACCAAACAAAGGGGGAAGCUCCUUGACCGUUUUCGUCCGUGGUCAGGCUCCAAAAGAUGUCGAUGACGCUAUCAAGAAUAAGACCGUUCCAGGUGAUGAAGAGGCAAGCGAUUAUGUGUAUCGAAAUCCGGAAAACGCCGAUGGCGAUUCUGUUCACUCUACUCACAAGGUGGAAGGAAUAUCCAGGAAUACCGCCAUAUUUACCUGGCAGCAUGUGAGCUACGAUAUUCCUGUCAAGGGUGGUCAAAAGCGACUGUUGAACGAUGUGCAAGGCUAUGUUAAACCAGGCCGUCUCACUGCGAUGAUGGGCGCUUCCGGAGCGGGGAAAACGACUCUUCUCAAUGUUCUCGCUCAAAGAGUUGAUAUCGGGGUUGUCAAGGGGGACUUUCUGAUUAACGGCCGAACAUUACCAAAAAGCUUCCAGCGAGCGACAGGGUUUGCCGAGCAAAUGGAUGUCCACGAGCCUACGGCGACGGUCCGCGAAUGUCUUAGAUUCUCAGCCAAACUGCGACAGCCUCAUGAAGUUCCGCUGCAAGAAAAGUAUGAUUAUUGUGAAAAGGUCAUCGACCUGCUAGAAAUGAGAUCAAUAGCUGGAGCGACGGUAGGUUCUGGGAGUGUAGGGCUUAACCAAGAGCAGCGGAAACGUCUUACUAUUGGCGUCGAACUUGCUAGCAAACCCGAGUUGCUUCUUUUUCUUGACGAGCCAACUUCUGGAUUGGACUCUCUUGCUGCGUAUAAUAUCGUCCGGUUCCUUCGUCGACUAGCUGAUGCAGGUCAAGCUGUUUUGUGCACAAUCCAUCAACCUUCGGCGGUGCUUUUUGAACAGUUUGAUGAUCUUGUACUGCUGAAAAGCGGCGGGCGGGUGGUGUAUCAUGGGGAGCUUGGCGGGGAUUGUCGGACUUUGAUAGACUAUUUUGAGAGGAAUGGAGGCAAGAAAUGUGCACUUGAUGCUAAUCCUGCCGAGUAUAUGCUUGAAGUUAUUGGUGCUGGAAAUCCGGAUUAUCGAGGUAAAGAUUGGGGCGAUGUUUGGGCUAGUUGUGAAGAACAUGACACUCGUACCAAAGAAGUCGAAGAAAUAGUCCGCUCACGGCGUGGCCAAAAAACUGGUGAUGAGACCAAAGAUGACAGAGAAUAUGCUAUGCCACUUUGGACACAAAUUAUGGCUACAACCCAGCGCUCCUUUGUGGCUUAUUGGCGCUCGCCUGAGUAUCUUCUCGGAAAAUUUAUGCUUCAUAUUUUCACUGGCCUUUUCAAUGCCUUCACAUUCUGGAAGCUUGGCCACAGCUAUAUUGACAUGCAAUCGAGACUAUUCUCAGUGUUUAUGACAUUAACCAUCUGUCCUCCACUUAUCCAGCAACUCCAGCCUCGAUUUCUCCACUUCCGAAAUCUUUAUGAGUCGCGCGAGGGCAAGGCCAAGAUAUAUUCCUGGGCAGCAUUUGCCACGAGCGCCAUCCUCCCCGAAAUCCCUUAUUCAAUCGUGGCAGGCUCCAUAUACUUCAAUUGCUGGUACUGGGGGGUCGGUUUCCCCCGCAAUUCCUUCACAUCUGGAUUCACAUAUAUUCUUAUUCUACUUUUCGAACUAUUCUACGUCGGCUUCGGACAAUUCAUCGCCGCAUUAUCGCCUAACGAGAUCUUCGCGUCGCUGCUAGUACCGGCAUUCUUUACCUUCGUGGUAUCGUUUUGCGGCGUUGUAGUUCCUUAUGCAGCUCUCCCCUCUUUCUGGAAAUCUUGGAUGUAUUGGACUACCCCAUUCAACUAUCUGCUUGAGGCUUUCCUUGGCGUUCUGGUCUAUAACCAGCCGGUCAGAUGUGUGAGUCGAGAGGAAGCUAAAUUCAGUCCCCCAUCUGGAAUGACCUGUCAUGGCUACGCUGGCGUCUUUGCUCAGGAAUCUGGUGGCUACGUGGAAGACGAAGGAAAUGGGAUGUGUUCAUUCUGCCAGUACUCAACUGGAAAUCAAUUCGCGAGAGGAUUCAAUAUCUUUUACUCGCACAAGUGGCGUGAUUUUGCAAUAUUUUGGGCCUACAUAGCGUUCAACUUUGCAGCGGUAUUUGGCCUUUCGUGGAUAUACCUUCAUGGCUUUCAGCGCAUCAAAACAGUUGUUAGUGUUCGGAGGACAAAGAAGGGAAAGGCGAAGAAUUCAGAGACCUUGGAAAAGCUUGGAAACGCCGCAUGAUAAUUGUUGGGUCUUAAGAAUGUCGACAGAAGUUACGUUUAGGGUUCAGGGUUUCAAGUCAUAAAAUAUAUAUC
This is a messenger RNA of Talaromyces proteolyticus, 4761 nucleotides long. Its product is annotated as putative ABC transporter. Gene Ontology annotation, molecular function: ABC-type transporter activity; ATP hydrolysis activity; ATP binding. Gene Ontology annotation, biological process: transmembrane transport. Gene Ontology annotation, cellular component: membrane. The transcript is spliced from 14 exons. The coding region runs from base 158 to 4687 and encodes 1509 amino acids. NCBI's taxonomy places the organism in Eukaryota, Fungi, Ascomycota, Eurotiomycetes, Eurotiales, Trichocomaceae. The record is from RefSeq and is a predicted model, not a curated record.